AUGCCGUCGACUAAUUUGAUCAAGCGAGACUGGGAGAAGGACCACGUGUAUCUUGUGCAGUACCCGAGAGCCGGAGCAAUUCCGUCGCCGUCGCCGUACGCGCUGAAGCUCGAGACUUUCUUGCGUGUCGCCGACAUUCCGUACACGGUAAGUUCAAUCAAAAUAUUGUAUGGCUAAUUAUUCGUGGUGAUUUUGAUGCAUCUAAUGGAUUAGUUUGAUUUGGGUAUCAGUUUUUGCAUAGCAGAAACUCCGAAAAGAACUUGUCUUGGAAUACAACUGUGUCGAAAUGGAACUGCUUCCGUUUUUUGUCCCGAAAUAGAGAAUGAAUGAUUUCUUAUGAUAAAUCUUACAACCAAGACUUGUCUCGGUUCAAAACAACAACCUUUUCAUUGCAGAACAUCAACAGCGAGUUUAAGAAGACGUCGGCUCGCGGCCAAAUUCCGUUCAUCGAGCUGAACGGCCGUCAGCACGCGGACAGCUCGCUGAUCAUCGAUUCUCUUGUGGAGACGUACCACAAAACGCAUCUCGAGGAUCUGUCCCCGACCGACAAGGCCACCGCCCGCGCCUUCUAUGCUCUCCUCGAGCAUCACCUUCUGUGGGUCGUGUUCUUCUCGCGCGGACAGGAUCUCAGCUGGAUGGCCGGUCCGGGCGGUUACGGUCGCAUUCUGUCGGGAAUCAAGGCGUUCGCGUUCAAAAACGUGAUUCUCGGACAGUUCCAGAAGAAGAUCCGUGGGCGGUGUGCCGCGCAGGGCAUCGGCACCUUUACCAAGGAGGAAGUUGUGGAUCAGGCCAAGAAGGAUCUGGACGCGGUGUCCGCGCUGCUCGGCACUAAGCAAUAUCUCUUCGGCAACGACAUCAAGACCGUAAGUUUCUUCAUUUAAAAAUUGAGCUCAUCCAAAAUUCGAAUAUUGCAGAUCGACGCUGUGGCGUUCGCGCAUCUCGCCGAGCUCAUCUACACACCGCAAUUCAGCCCGGAAAUCAAGGCACACUUGGAGACGAACGCCGCGAAUCUGCUCGCCUACGUGGAUCGCAUCAAGGCAAAGUACUGGCCCGACUGGGAGGAGACGACCGAAACGCAGAAUAUGAACACCGACUGGAAGAAGUGA
This is a messenger RNA of Caenorhabditis sp. 36 PRJEB53466, 1106 nucleotides long. NCBI's taxonomy places the organism in Eukaryota, Metazoa, Nematoda, Chromadorea, Rhabditida, Rhabditidae. The record is from the annotation of a GenBank genome assembly.